AAUAAUAAUAAGGUGUGCGCAAUAAUAUUGCAGCGCAGAGCUAAAGUUUAUUAAGAUAAAAUUACGGCAUACUUGGUGCAUGCUAAGCUUGUGCAAGCCAGUGAAUUGUGAAAAACUGUGAUUGGUUACUAUCAAUAUCAAUGCGCUGAUAGUUGAUGAUGUUGUGAAAGCAAUAACAAAAAGCGGAAGCGUUUUCAUGUUCGUUUUUGUGAUUGGUAAUCUGGCAGUCGUGUGCUAAAAAUAGUCGUUAACCACCCACGCCAGAAAGAUAAACGCAACAAAAUUCGGCAAAAAAGCUUACUGGCCACAGUGUUGACUUAAACGGCAAUGCAGAUAAAUAAACACAGCAACAACAACCAGAAUAACAACCACAGUGAUGAUGAGAAAUUUUUGAUUGUAUGAGAUUGUUGGCAGCUGCAAUUGCAACAUGUCCGACUUUUUGUCCCGCGAUAUAUUGCCAGAACUAUGGAACGAAAUACUGCGAAGGCACUGGAGCUACCUCGAAACGGAGGAGAGCAUAUUAAAGCUCGAAGAGCGCAAGAAAUUAGAAGGCUGCCUCAAGGAGUUUCUUUGCGUUGUGCCGCAUGAUCGUAAAUUCUUCUUGCCAGAGACGGGGCAUGUUCUACGCAAAACUGUCUGCGAGCUGACAAACUUUAAUGCACAGCAAGCUAUUGUGGGCUUCGAGGCCAUUAGCCAAUAUGCCAACAAUUUGUUUACCAAACCCUGGCGCAAGGAAUUUCGUGUGUUGAAGACUUAUUCCGGGUCAUAUCAGCAUGAAGUCGAAUCGAAUUUACUGGACGCCGAUAAACUAUUUAUAGCCAUGGGCUAUCGUCGCAUAGCGGAGGACACAUUUGUGCUCGAAGGACCCAUUUGUCCGGAUCAGGUUACAAAUGUCUCACGCGACGCCAUGGCUGCCUAUGUGGAGUGCCAAAUAAUGAAGCACAUCUAUGCAGGAUUGCAUACCGCAGGCUUUAGUUGCAGCUGGCAGGAUAUAUUCCAUUAUCGUGAGCUGUAUGCGGGCGGCACCACACAGUCUAUCAAAGGCCUGGCCCAUCGUCUGCACGAGAGUCAGCUGCGCAAGGAGCAGCAGCAGCGGCAACAGCAUACAGAGAAUACCUACAGCAAUGUGUCCAGCAGUCGAGAGCAGGACAAGUCUGGCUGUGCACUGCAUGGACAACUGUUGCAUGGCGUCAACAAUUGUGCGCUGCGUGCAACCAAUGGACAUGUGCCAGCGCCGCCUACGAAUCUCAAUUGCUUAUACCAACAGCAGCAGCAGCAGCAGCAGGUUGCUCCCAAUCUAAUGACGCACUCGCGCAGUCUGGAGCAUUAUCAGGAACCGUUGGGUUCGCUGCCGCAGCGCCAUUCAUUUGAUCAGCAGCCCAAGCAUUGUCAGCAGCAUCCGCAUGCACAGCUAUAUGAGACUCCCUAUGAUUGCUUGGAUGGUCUGAGUCUGGGCGGCGGCAGUAGCGCCUCCUAUGCAGCUGUGGCAGGUGCCUACAAUGCGCCUGGCAAUCGCUAUCCGUUGCCCUACAACAUCUCCAGUCAGCUGAAUGCGCAAUAUGCCACACCACUUGAUGGCUACCCCAAUCCAGAGCACAAUAUGUACGCCAGCAUAGGCAAAUCCACAGUGCCGCAUAGCUGCGGCUAUGGACGCGCGCUGCCUGCUGCGCUGCAGCAUAGACAAAGCACAUAUCCGCCGGAUCAGCAGCAUUUGAUAGACUUUGAUGAGCGUGCGCAGCUAAUGCAGCACGACUUUAAUGAUCCACGCUACUAUGAGCGGCGUGGACAGCGCGCACCUGCAGCCAAGCUCAGCGGCAUCUACGCACAACCUAUGGUGGAUACAGGCUAUGCGCCAGGCUAUGAAAUGCCCAGCAAUUUGCCUGCAACGCUACCACAGCCGCCGCCACAGGAUAUGUAUGUCUAUGCGCGUCCCGUGCCCAAAAGCAGUCGUCAACGCACAGCUCCAGAAGCAGCCCGACCAGAGCUGUUGGAUUCCUUGGACAAUAAUCGACACAAACCCACGCACAAAGAAUUGACUGCAGAUGGACGACGUGACAUCUGUGAUGCCAUUAGCUACGAAUCGCCCAGCCUUGAUGAUUUUCCUGCUUUAAGCAGCGCCUCACCACCCACACCGAUCAAUGCCAAAGUGCAGGAUGGCGUUGGCAGCUUCGAGAGCUGGAACUAUGUGUUCAAAAAUCUUGAACGCUCUGGCUACAGCAAAGAUCUGGGCGAUCGUGAGGAUUUGCUGGUGCAGAGCUUAGAUCUGGAGUCGCUCAACUUAGCCAAUGGCGGCGGCGCCACAGCGGAACGGCAUACACAAUCCGCCAAUGUGGAUAAAGCGCGCACACUGGAGAAGAAGCGUGAAACGCGUGAACCGCGUGAAUCGCGUGACUCACGCGUUGUGCAAGCGCCAGCGCCCAAACCUGUGCCAAAUGCCAGCAGCAGCGUUGGUGUGAAGAAAGUAAAGUCUGCCUUAAAGAGCGCCAGCGUGGAUAGUCGAGCAACUGGGUCGCGAGGCAGUCGUGGCGCCAUUGCCAAGCAGCCACCGCCAGUGUCAACGCAGCUGAUUGUAACCAGUCCGAAUGAGUGGAGCUGUCGCUUCUGCACGUUUCUCAAUCCGGAUACAAAGCGCAUCUGUGAGAUGUGUUGUCGCAGCAAGGACUUCAAUCCGGAGGCAGCGGCAAAUGUGUCGCAUGCCUCCUCCACCUGCGUCUAGCACGACCAGCAGCAGCAGCUUAAUAUGUAAACUUUUUUAAACUAACUGUACUCUUUUCGACACACACACACACACACACGCAAGUGAUAUAAACACAGUAUAUAAGACAUGCAAGAAUAAUAUAUACAUAUAUUAUAUAUUUAUAUAUUUUUUAUACAAGAAAUUGUCAUUGUAACUGCAAAUGUAAAAGAAAACGAAGAAACGGAAGAGUAAGAGUAAUCGCAAGUGUAAAGCUCUCUCUAGUCUGCUAGUCCCUACUGCUCCCACCCUCUUCGCCCCCUACUCACACAGGCAUUUGUACAUAUGACAUAUGCUUAUAUAUACAAAUUAAUUAGUUAUAUCUACGUUAAAUUAAUAGUAAUAAAAUUAAUUGUUUAAGUUUCAGUUAGACUCGUACACAUGCUUUAAUUAGAUUGUAGUCUCGUUUUAUCGCUUUUGUUGUAAGCGUUGUGCCUAAAACUGGUAUAAGUCGUAUGUUUAUAUAGAGUUUAGAAAUUUGUAUAUUUGAUUGUAUGUCUGAUAGUUUGCUUGAGUAUGCGUGUGAGUCUGUGUAUAUGCAUGUAUGCGUAAUUUAGACAACCUGUACAUUUUUGUGGUUAUAUACAAGAAGAAAAAGAGAGGGAAGCAACGUAUAUUUAUUAUAUAUAUUGUAUACUAAACAAAUUUUCAAAUUCACUUUCAUACAUACAAGAUAACUUAUAAACGUUUAAACAUAUGCAAACAAAUUAUCGAGCUAAAUAAAAACUUAAGCACACACACACACACACAAUAGUUGAAGGUAG
Molecule: messenger RNA, 3498 nt
Organism: Drosophila busckii
Lineage: Eukaryota; Metazoa; Arthropoda; Insecta; Diptera; Drosophilidae
Gene: tamo
Product: protein tamozhennic
Exons: 5
Coding region: 428-2716 (762 amino acids)
Cellular component (GO): cytoplasm
Source: RefSeq, a predicted model, not a curated record